Molecule: messenger RNA, 1351 nt
Organism: Argentina anserina (silverweed cinquefoil)
Lineage: Eukaryota; Viridiplantae; Streptophyta; Magnoliopsida; Rosales; Rosaceae
Product: 28 kDa ribonucleoprotein, chloroplastic
Exons: 5
Coding region: 80-991 (303 amino acids)
Biological process (GO): chloroplast rRNA processing
Cellular component (GO): chloroplast thylakoid membrane
Molecular function (GO): mRNA binding
Source: RefSeq, a predicted model, not a curated record
CCAGCUUAUCCAAACUCCUAGCUGUCCCAAAAGAACACACUUCUCUUCAAGCUCUGAAAACAGACACAGAGCCAGAGCAAUGGCUUUGCUUCGUCAACCUCUAGCACAUCUACCUUGUCUUCAAAACCCACUUCACCUCUCCAAACACAAACCCACAACUCUCUCUGUUUCCGGGUCUCUUCUCUCACUCUCUCUUUCCUUUUCUCACACCCACCAUACUCUCACCACCUCUUCAAUCAGGACCCGUAAAAAGCUCGCAAAUUUCGUGGUCCAAUUUUCCACCACAACCCAGGAAGAAGCCAUUGAAGACAACCCAGUUCUUGUGGAGCCUGAAACCGAAGAGUUCUCUGAUACAAGAUUGCUUGCCCAGAAUGUGCCUUGGACUUGUACCCCUGAAGACAUCAGGACCAUGUUCGAGAAGUACGGCACUGUUGUCGACGUUGAGCUUGCGAUGUAUAGCAAGGGCAGAAACAGGGGAUUGGCGUUUGUGACUAUGGCUUCUCCAGAGGAGGCUCGUGUGGCUCUCAAUGGUCUCGAAUCGAGUGAAAUGGACGGUCGUAUUAUAAAGAUGGCUUAUGCCAAGCCAAAAAAGAAGAAGAUUCCCCCUCCUAUGCCAUCCAAGGAGAUAACAUUUAAUUUGUAUGUGGAGAAUUUGUCGUACGAAGUAAGGGCUAAAGAUCUCAAGGAGUUUUUCACUUCGGAGGGUACUGAUAUCGUUAAUGCAGAAGUCGUAUUUGAAGGUAAUCCAAGAAGGUCCGCUGGAUAUGCAUUUGUAAGCUUCAAGUCAAAGAAAGAGGCUGAGGCAGCCCUUGCUACUUUCCACGGCAAGUUGUUUAUGGGAAGAAAAAUUCGUGUGGCACGUAGCAAACAAUUUGUUAAAGUACCGAAAGUUAAAGAACCCGCAGUAAAGAGCUCAGAGUCAGGUGAUAUUGCUACUGAACUGGGUUAUACUUCCGAGCAAUUGAUAGCAAAUAAUGGUGAAAAGAAGUGAGCUUUGGGAGAAUGCGACAUCUGCAUUUUCUUCAGAUAAUGUUUUUUAAGGGUCUUCCACUUAGGUGCUUAUGCAAGGUUGCUUGUGAACCAGGGUGAUAUCGCUUGUCAUUUAGGGAUGAUGACCCUUGAGUGGUGACACAAUUUUGUUAAACUGAGCUGCAUAAACUAGAAAAGCAGAAUAGCUCUUUCAAUAUCAAGGCUUAAGAAGAGAGGAAACAAAGUAGCUAGAUGAUAUCUGUAAUAAAAUGAUGUGUUAUAUCAUCAUAUGUAUCUUUCCAAAUUUCCACCUACCGAGUAGCUGGAUGUUUGGUUCUUAUGUAUUCUAUAUACUAGAGUCAAGUUUCUGCAUCUUUCAGAU